UUUCUUUCCAGUUUUUGGGGGACUUUUCAUCCAUUUAGAACUAAAACCCAGAACCCAAAUGGAAGCUAAUUCGAGAAGAUUAAUGGGUUUAGAGAAGAAGAAAAAAAUAGAGGAAGAAUGGAACAACAUUUACAGCUCUAAACACCAACUAUCUUGUGCUGAUUUUCCCUCCCACUUCGUAUUCGGUGUCGCCACUUCUGCUUAUCAGGUUGAAGGUGGAAGCAAAGAGGGAGGAAAGGGUCUUAGUAUAUGGGAUUCUUUUUCACAUACUCAAGACAAAAUAUGUGAUGGAAGCACUGGGGAUGUGGCUGUUGAUCAGUUCCAUCGCUACAAGGAAGAUAUUGAGCUCAUAUCCAAGUUGGGAUUUAAGGCUUAUCGUUUUUCAAUAUCGUGGAGUCGCAUCUUUCCUGGUAUGAAGCUUUUCAUUUCUUUUUUUGAUAACGGUGGUUUGCGAGUCAGUUGUGCAAAGUUUCAGUUACUAGCUUGCAAGUUUCAGAAAGCCUUUCUCUUUUCUUUCUUAAAUUUUAUGUUCAGUCUAACCGUGCAAGUUUCUUGCUUUUUCAUUUUUGGUUGUGAGCAAUCUCUGUUGAUAUCAACUGCUCUCCCAGAUGGUUUGGGGACCAAAAUCAACCAUGAAGGCAUAAAGUACUACAAUGAUAUUAUUGAUGCACUACUUGAGAGGGGCAUUGAGCCUUGUAUAACAUUGUAUCAUUGGGAUCUCCCUUUGAAUCUUGAGGAAUCUUGUGGAGGCUGGUUAGAUGAACAAACUGUAAAAUAUUUUGCCAUCUAUGCAGAGACUUGCUUUGCUAGCUUUGGCAAUAGAGUGAAGAAGUGGAUUACAAUUAAUGAACCUCUUCAGACAGCUGUGAAUGGAUAUUGUACUGGUAUACAUGCCCCUGGAAGAAGUGAAAGUUCUUCUACUGAACCAUUCUUGGCAGCACACAAUCAGCUGUUGGCACAUGCAGAAGCUGUUUCCAUCUAUAGGAAUAAAUUUAAGGAUGAGCAAGGAGGGGAAAUAGGUCUGGUGGUGGAUUGUGAAUGGCCUGAGCCUUUAUCGGAUAAUUUAGAGGACAAAGCUGCUGCAACAAGGCGACUGGAUUUUCAGCUUGGAUGGUAUCUGGAUCCAAUAUUCUUUGGAGAUUAUCCUGAAAGCAUGCGUGAAAGACUUGGUGAUAGGCUUCCAAAAUUUUCACAGCGAGACAGGGAGUUGCUAAAACAUUCGUUGGACUUCAUUGGUCUGAAUCACUAUACUUCAAAAUUUGUUGGUCAUGCAGCAAAUAGUCUUGAAGAGAAUGACUUCUAUAAAAUACAGGAUGUAGAGAUAAUUGCUGAAUGGGAAGGAGGCGAGGUGAUUGGUGAGAAAGCGGCAUCAUCAUGGCUUUGCAUAGUUCCUUGGGGAAUUCGGAAAGUUCUUAAUUACAUUGCUGAGAGAUAUGGCAAUCCACCAGUGUAUAUCACUGAGAAUGGUAUGGACGAUGAAGAUGAUGACAUAUCUCCUCUCCAUGAGAUGUUGGAUGAUAAAUCAAGAGUUUCUUACUUCAAGGCGUACCUUGCUGCUAUUCAUCAGGCAAUUUUGGAUGGUGCUAAUGUGAGGGGUUAUUUUGCGUGGUCAUUGCUGGAUAAUUUCGAGUGGAAUCUUGGUUAUACAAAACGCUUCGGUCUGAUAUACGUGGACUUCAAGAAUGGGCUAACUCGGCAUCUGAAAUCUUCUGCUUACUGGUUCAUGAGAUUCUUUAAAGGUGGACAAGUAAAACAUGGGAAAGAAGAUUAAUUAAACUUCUGGUGUUAUGAAGUUAUCAGCUCAUGUAUUUUCAUCUCUCUUUUUUCUAGUGACUGACUCUCUCUAUACUGCUUUUAAGGCUUUUAUAUGAAAAACUUUUAUCUUUCUUGUAAGAUAGGUGUAAUUUGUUAGAAUAUAUGAAAAUAUAUUCAGA
Messenger RNA from Solanum dulcamara, 1934 nucleotides. RefSeq names its product beta-glucosidase 42. The coding region runs from base 59 to 1771 and encodes 570 amino acids. The record is from RefSeq and is a predicted model, not a curated record. The transcript is spliced from 13 exons. Lineage: Eukaryota; Viridiplantae; Streptophyta; Magnoliopsida; Solanales; Solanaceae. Gene Ontology annotation, biological process: cellulose catabolic process. Gene Ontology annotation, molecular function: beta-glucosidase activity.